Panicum hallii is the source of this 1491-nucleotide messenger RNA. Its product is annotated as proteoglycan 4-like. Lineage: Eukaryota; Viridiplantae; Streptophyta; Magnoliopsida; Poales; Poaceae. The record is from RefSeq and is a predicted model, not a curated record. The coding region runs from base 586 to 1194 and encodes 202 amino acids. The transcript is spliced from 4 exons.
UGUUCUUGUGGGCGGGCACUCGCUUUCGGAUUAUAAGGUUUCAGGCAGGCCCACCUUAUCUGCUGCCGGCCAAAAAAUAAAAAGAAACUUGCCCUGAUCAGACACAGACAUGUGGGCCAUGCUGGGACCUCUGUCAGUGACUGCUCUUAGCUUGCGAUGACUAGUUAUUAAGCAUCUCUGUGGACUGAAUUCCAACCUCAAACUCCAAGGCUAGGAUGCUUAAUUAGAUUUUUUUUAUAUUUAAUUAAUUCCACAGCAGCUGUGUGCUACGCUGGUAUAUUCCAUAUGAAAACAACUAAUCAAGUCUGUCUUGAUGAUGGUUUCCCUUCCUUUUUGCGAAAAUGAAGUAGGCCUGACUCCAACCGUGGGCUCAUGGCCCAUCCAAAAAAUCAACAGCAACCAAUCAACAAAGUAGGCCCACCGCAAUCCGCAAAGUGAAGCCCGGUCCGGCUACCUCACCACUUCUUCUCCAAUCUUCCUUCCAUCCCUUGGAAGAAGCCGCCUCCUCCUCCCCCUCCCCAGCUUCCCGCUCUUCACCCACCACUGCCCGUGCCCAUCCCCAAAUCCACGGCCUCCGGGGUCCCGAUGAGGCACCCCGCCACGGCGCCGCUCUCGAGCCCCAAGUCUGGCGCCAUCAAGCGGCAGCGGCCGCUCAGCGACGUCACCAACCGCCUCCUCCCCGAGACCCCGACCCCCAUCAAACCCAGAAGGACUGGACUCCGGCCCCUCCCCACGCCCUCCGACGCCUCCUCGACCUGCUCCUCCACCGCAUCGGUCACGCCCGCACCCCAGCCUUCGUCCGCCGCCGUCAUCGAGGAGGAGCGCAGUGCGGCUAAAUCCCCCAUCUCCACGGUUUACGCGAGGCGCGGGACUACUGAGACUCGAAGGAGGAGGAGGACGAACCCCACCACCACCACCCCCCCCAAGGGCAAGGAACCCGUUGCUGCUGCUGGAACGGCGAGUUGCCCUCCUCUUGGAAAAGCCACAAGGAAGCACAGCAGGAAAGACUCUAUGGCUCAGGAUACCCAGCCCAUUUCUUCUUCAGCUCCUUGUCAUGGAGCUAAAAAGAAGCGGCCCCCUCCAAGCACACCCAAGUUGCCAGAAGACUUUGUGAAGAAGCAGAGAGCAUACUUUGCAGAUGUGGAUGCAUUUGACCUGCCCGAGGAAGAGGUGUCAGAAUCUGAGCUCGAGUGAAAACUGAAGCUGAUCCCAGAAUAUAUGGCCAUUUUUUUUCUGUACAGAUGUAGUUUACUGGAAUUACGCUUACAAUGUAAGUCUGAGUUAUGGUGGUAGCAAUGUAUAGCUCUGGUAACACGAGGAAGAGGCAGUGUAACCUUUUACUGAUCAGUAUUCAGUGGUCAUUGGCCCACCAUUCCACCAACGACCCUUUUACCAAGCUUGUAUCAUAGUAGUACGACAAAGAGAAAUACUGAGACCUGAAACGAAGCAAGCUUUGGCUGCUUGAGGAAAUGAGCCAGUUACUCUGGAUUA